AUGGGCCAAGUUUGCUUGGAAACGGAAGUCAUUGAACGGGAAUGUUACCGUAACAUUAUUACUUCUUUUGUGGCUGAAAAGCUGAAAUGUUUACUUUUGGACCAUGUCUGGCACAGGGAACACUAUAUUUUCCUUUUGUGCUGUUUUGAUAUUUUCAGAUGUCCCUCUGGCUUCACUUUCUUAGGAGAAAAAUGCUAUCAUGUGUCCUACGAAAAGGCCAACUGGUUCAAUGCCGAUCGCAAGUGCUACAACUUAAACUCCACCCUGGUUGUCUUCGACAAUGAAAGGGAUAUGCAGCUUCUGACAGCCACUCUUCAAGUACUGGGCCUACCAUUUUCCAACAGUUGGAAAGACUCGAUUUCGAUAGGUCUUUUAUCCCUGGGAAUGGGUAAUAGUAGUGGCUUUGUUUAG
Drosophila subpulchrella is the source of this 411-nucleotide messenger RNA. RefSeq lists its product as uncharacterized. Bases 1 to 411 code for a protein of 136 amino acids. The transcript has 3 exons. Lineage: Eukaryota; Metazoa; Arthropoda; Insecta; Diptera; Drosophilidae. The record is from RefSeq and is a predicted model, not a curated record.